AUGGCACACAAGUUUGACGACCUUCGCAACACCGUCAAAGGCGUCGUCCUCACACCCGGCGACGACGGAUACGACGAGUCUCUCAAAAGAUGGAGUCACGCGGCUAUUAAACCCGCCGCCGUUGUCGUCCAGCCAGACAAUGUGGAAGAAGUUUCCAAGACGAUCAGAUAUGCCACAGCCAACAAGAUCCCUCUCACGGCCAUGAGUGGCGGGCACGCAACCAGCGGCUCGUCCUCUUCAGACGGCGGCAUGGUUAUUGAUUUGCGCCGCAUUGAUUCCGUUACUGUCGAUCCCGCACAAAAGACCGUGACCUUUGGUGGUGGGUGCAGAUGGAGCCAAGUUGAUGAGGCAUGUGCUGAGCAUGGGCUUGGCACUGUUGGUGGAACAGUGAACCAUACUGGCGUGGGUGGAUUUAUUCUCGGUGGCGGAAUGGGCUGGUUGACGCCCAAGUAUGGCCUUACUAUUGAUAACUUGCUCAGCACGGAGGUGGUUCUUGCGGAUGGGCGGAUAGUAAAUGCAUCUGAGAAUGAGAAUGAGGACCUAUUCUGGGCUUUACGUGGUGCCGGGCAAAACUUUGGUAUUGUCACCAAGUUCACUCUCAAGAUAUACCCCGUCAGCACAGUGUACGCCGGCCCCGUCAUCUUCACACUCGACAAACUUCCCGCGAUAGUCGACUUCGCCAACUGGUUCCACAACAACAACACCGGCGACGAAGCCUUCUGGGCAGGCGUAUGCGGAUCUGCCCCCGGUGCGCCCGGCCCAGUCAUCCUUUGCAUGACCUUCAAGACGGGCACCCAGCAACAAGGCGAAGAGUUCUUCAAACCACUUCUGGAUAUCGGGCCCAUCAACGUAAUGGCCGCUGAAAUGCCGUACCACAAGGCAAAUGACAUGAUUCCCCCGUUUGAAGAUCGCGUGCGUCGACUUCAGGGCGGGGCGAACUUUGUCAUGCCCCUGGAUGUCGAGUUUGUGAAGAGCAUUGCAGAUGAGUUUGUGGAGUUUGUUGACGAGAAGGGGAUUGGCGAUGGGUCGAUGUGCAUGUUUGAGUGUCUACCGUGGACGAAGGUUAUUACGGUGCCGAGGAGUGCGACGGCGUAUCCGUCGAGGGGGCAUUUUUACCAUCUUGCGACGGUGUUUAUGUGGCAGGAUGAGAAGAUGGAUGGGGAGGUUAGGCAGUUUCAGAGGAGGUUGCUGGCGAAGGUGAGGGAGAAGGGGUACCAGGGCGAGGGUGGGCAGUAUGCUAAUUAUGAUGGUGAGGCGAUUGAUCCGAAUAGAGCGUUUGGUGAAAACUUGGAGAGAUUAAGGGUGUUGAAGAAGAAGUAUGAUCCGGAUAAUGUGUUUUACAAGUGGCAUAGCUUAUGGGCGAAGGAGUGA
Pochonia chlamydosporia 170 is the source of this 1371-nucleotide messenger RNA. RefSeq names its product FAD linked oxidase domain-containing protein. The record is from RefSeq and is a predicted model, not a curated record. Lineage: Eukaryota; Fungi; Ascomycota; Sordariomycetes; Hypocreales; Clavicipitaceae. Gene Ontology annotation, molecular function: oxidoreductase activity; FAD binding. The coding region runs from base 1 to 1371 and encodes 456 amino acids. The transcript has 3 exons.